Labrus mixtus (cuckoo wrasse) is the source of this 2402-nucleotide messenger RNA. RefSeq lists its product as uncharacterized. The coding region runs from base 146 to 1597 and encodes 483 amino acids. The transcript is spliced from 4 exons. The record is from RefSeq and is a predicted model, not a curated record. Gene Ontology annotation, molecular function: RNA polymerase II cis-regulatory region sequence-specific DNA binding; DNA-binding transcription factor activity, RNA polymerase II-specific. Gene Ontology annotation, biological process: regulation of transcription by RNA polymerase II. Lineage: Eukaryota; Metazoa; Chordata; Actinopteri; Labriformes; Labridae.
GCUGUUAUGAGACACGCCCCUUCAGUAUGCAAACCAUGUGGCUUUCAAUGGUAAAUACAAAUCUCUGCUUGAUUUAAAGUGCCAUUUUAUUCCGAUUUUUUUUUUUCGUACACACGUCAAAGUCUGCACAGCCGGAGCAGCCGAGAUGUCCGCGGGCGGUGUGAACCUCCAGGCGCAAGUGGAGUCGGUGCUGGGAGCGCUGGUCAAAGCGGCCACAGUGGAGUUAACGAAACUGUUCGAGAGCAGGUAUGGAGCCUCGGCGCAGGGUCUGGAGUCGGGCCGCACCGAGGACAUAAAGGGAAACGAAACAUUGGAGACACUGGAUAGAUCACCGACUGGAGACACUAAACGCAGCAUCGGAGUGCAAGUGGAUGAAGACAUUUUAGUGCCGUUGCAGCUUUGUGGUCCCCCUCUUAUCUCAGAUGAUCAUUGUUUGCGGGACUGCAGCGAGGAGGUGGAGGUGGUGGAGGGGUGCCCCAUUCCUUCAGGAAUCCUCCUGGCUGAAGUUAAUGGACAAGUUGACCCCGAGUGUUCCUCCCUAAAGGAGCAGAUUGUGUUGGGGAACAUGGAAAUGGAUGAGUUGGAAGCAGAGACAAAAGCUGAUAGCUAUCCUCAAACAGAAGCGGUUGUAAAUGCGUCUUCAGGGACAUCGAUGGAGACAUUAAGACACGGGUCUACUCCUACCAAACAGAAGCCUCUCAUCAUUCAGCCAGAUACGAGUAAUAUCAUUUCUGGGGAGAGGGUGAAAUUUGUUUGCCCGCUAAUCCUCAAACCAGAGUCUCCAGCCCCAAAACCAGACAGCUCAGAGACUCCUGUUCAAUCCGAGCCUCAGCCGGCCCACGUCAGCACCGCCAAGGGCACAGCCUACAGUCCGUCCCCGUCUGACGGGGCUGUGACUCCUGCUAAGGUUUGGGAACGGAUCCACACUCCCAAGGAGACAAAGAGCAACCUCCACCUGAAACUGAAACGGACUUCACCAGACAAAAAGCUGACAAGUCCCUGUGCGGUUCAACUUGUGGACGUGCUGACGGUAUCUAAAUGGAAGACAAAGUCUCAGGCUGAUGUUGUUAAAGGUCCUGAUACUUACCACAAAGCUGACCACCCUCUGCCGAAAGACCUCCGCAGCCACCAGGGUGUGCACACAGGCCAUCGCCUCUGUUGCUUCACCUCGUGUGGAAACGGCGUUUGGCGGCUUCAGAAGGUGGUCACACACUCCCGUGAUGGAUACACGUGCAGCAUCUGUAAGAAGACGUUCAAACGGAGGAAGGUUCUGCGGCGGCACGAGCGCUUUCACAGCGGAGAAAAACCAUACUCCUGUUCAGUGUGCUCAAAGACAUUCGCCCUGAGGAAGAGCCUCCGGCGCCACCAGAGGUUCCAUACGGGGGAGAGGCCGCACACCUGCACGCAGUGCAACAAAAGCUUCCGUCUGCGAGAAAAUCUGAAAACGCAUCUGAGGUUCCACAGCGGAGAGAAGCCUUUCAGCUGCAGCACCUGUGGAAAGAUGUUCAGGAUCAUGAAGAACCAGGAGAAACACGAGUGUGAUGUGGUCUCUGUUCCUCCAUUUGUUCCUUCAUUCAGGACGAUUGCUGGCUUGUAGCUGUGGAAGAAGUGGCUCGUUGAAGUGCUUUCACCAUAUUCUACCUCGGACUUAAAACACUUUAGUAGAAAACUAGAACCAGAGUUACGGUCAGUAUCAUUUGGCCAUUCCACAAAGGUUAUAUAAUAACACACGAGGGGCAUUCAGUGAGACACAGACAUUAUUUUACACACUACUACUUCUACUGAUGGUUGUGGAUUUUAUUUUUUAUUUUGACUUCUUAUGUUUGUGGACAAAUUUAGGGACCAGUACAGUGUGUAGGAUUAUACUUAAACACUUUUUAGCAUUAGACCGUCUAAGAAACAAAGAAUUUAUUUUUAAAGAAUCCCUUGCACCUGGCAUGGUUAACCAGGUGUACUCCUUACAUGCUGAUGUUCUCCAGCUUAUUGUAAGUGAUUUGAAGGGCAUCCGUUCAAUUUCUUGCUUUCAUAAAUAAAGGUAGAAGACAUUUCUGGAGAUUUUUGAGAAAAAAGACCCUCAACUACAAACCGUUCCUGUUUCAAAGCUAUAUUUAAAGUACUUCCACUGAUGUGUGUUUUGAUCUUUAUGUUUUUAUAUAAAGCCUUUUUUUCACUUUACAUAUAGCUGUCUUUAAAAAAGCUUUUUAUACUUGUGAUGUACUGACUUUCUUUUAUUCACCUUGUUUUCUAAGACUAUCCAUGCUGACUUUAUAAGAAAAUCUGAGUUUAAUGUUAAGUAUUCCUACUGUAAUUCCUACUGUAAAACAUAUUGUGAUGUCUUAAUCUUUUCAAAUACUAUCUUUAAGUGUUUUAUACUUUUCAAUAAAGAUAUUCUACAUUUACAA